UAUUAGCUGAGCCUUAGCUACAUAUAACAGUAUAUCGGUCUCACAAACCCUAACAUUCACCCCUCCCUAUCUGUCUCCAUCUUCCUCUGAAGCCCUAACCAUGGCUUCACGCAGGCUUUUAUCUUCUCUUCUCCGAUCAACUUCUCGCCGAUCUCUCUCCAAAUCUACUCUAUCAAAUUCUCACCCUAAGCUCUCUGCAUCAUCCACGCGCCGCGCGUCACCUUACGGCUACCUUCUAAACCGCGCGGCUGAGUACGCAACCUCUGCAGCCGCCGCAUCGCCUUCUUCACAACCGCCUCCUGCCAAAUCGGAGGGAACGAAGGGGAAGAUCAUCGAUGAGUUUACCGGCAAGGGUUCGAUCGGGCAUGUGUGUCAGGUUAUUGGUGCCGUUGUGGAUGUGAAGUUCGACGAGGGUUUGCCUCCGAUUUUGACGGCGUUGGAGGUUCAGGGACACUCGAUCCGGUUGGUCCUUGAAGUGGCGCAGCAUUUGGGUGAGAGUGUUGUUAGGACUAUUGCUAUGGAUGGUACUGAAGGUUUGAUUAGAGGCCAGCCUGUGCUAAACACUGGGUCCCCAAUUACUGUGCCUGUGGGUAGGGCCACCCUUGGUCGUAUCAUCAAUGUCAUUGGAGAAGCCAUUGACGAGAAGGGGGAUCUCAAGACAGAGCACUACUUGCCUAUUCAUAGGGAGGCUCCUGCUUUUGUUGAGCAAGCAACUGAGCAACAGAUCCUUGUUACCGGUAUUAAGGUUGUCGAUCUCCUUGCACCAUACCAAAGAGGAGGAAAGAUUGGACUGUUUGGUGGUGCUGGUGUUGGAAAAACUGUGCUUAUUAUGGAACUUAUCAACAAUGUUGCAAAAGCUCAUGGUGGUUUCUCUGUCUUUGCUGGUGUUGGAGAACGUACCCGUGAGGGAAAUGACUUGUACAGAGAAAUGAUUGAAAGUGGUGUCAUUAAGCUAGGGGAUCAGCAGUCUGAGAGCAAAUGUGCUCUUGUGUAUGGUCAAAUGAACGAGCCCCCUGGUGCUCGUGCUCGUGUUGGCCUCACUGGGCUUACUGUGGCUGAGCACUUCCGUGAUGCUGAAGGGCAAGAUGUGCUUCUCUUCAUUGACAACAUUUUCCGCUUUACCCAGGCUAACUCAGAGGUGUCUGCAUUGCUUGGUCGUAUCCCAUCUGCUGUCGGUUAUCAGCCAACCUUGGCUACAGAUCUUGGAGGUCUUCAAGAGCGGAUUACAACAACUAAGAAAGGUUCUAUUACUUCUGUCCAAGCUAUUUAUGUGCCUGCUGAUGAUUUGACAGAUCCAGCUCCUGCCACAACCUUUGCUCACUUGGAUGCCACAACUGUGCUGUCACGACAGAUUUCUGAGCUUGGUAUCUAUCCUGCUGUGGAUCCCCUUGAUUCUACAUCUCGUAUGCUCUCACCUCAUAUUUUGGGCGAGGACCACUAUAACACUGCUCGUGGUGUGCAGAAGGUUCUUCAGAACUAUAAGAAUUUGCAAGAUAUUAUUGCCAUUUUGGGAAUGGAUGAGCUCAGUGAAGAUGAUAAGCUGACAGUUGCCCGUGCUCGUAAAAUUCAGAGGUUCUUGAGCCAGCCCUUCCAUGUUGCAGAAGUUUUCACUGGUGCUCCUGGAAAGUACGUCGAGUUGAAGGAGGGUGUAGAAAGCUUCCAGGGUGUGUUGGACGGGAAAUACGAUGACCUUCCAGAGCAGUCAUUUUACAUGGUUGGCGGUAUUGAGGAGGUUAUUGCCAAGGCUGAAAAGAUUUCCAAGGAAUCUGCUACUGCUUAAACAGACCAACUUUUUUCUUCUUUUCUUCCCUUAAACUGAUAAUUGCAAAAAUCAAUAAUUAAGGUGGUGCUGGUGAUGCUAGCAACAAGAUGUUCAUUUUUUGAGAUCAAAUUUGUCAGGAUUUGCAAUUUCUGUUUUAAUGUUGUUGCAGAGCGUGAAAGAGGAAUAGAGCUGAGACCUGUCCAGCCAAGCCCCCCUUUCUCCGUGUUGCUUGAAUGAGGGGGCAGCAGAGGGAGGUGGGCUUGUAUAUUUUUCCUUUAUCAACUGUCAAUUAUCUCUUGAGAAUCUUUCUGACAGCGUUUACGGAUAAUCCUGUUUUGAAUAUUGCAAAACUGGUUCAAUUGAACGCACGUAUUUCUACU
Messenger RNA from Populus nigra (black poplar), 2142 nucleotides. RefSeq names its product ATP synthase subunit beta, mitochondrial-like. NCBI's taxonomy places the organism in Eukaryota, Viridiplantae, Streptophyta, Magnoliopsida, Malpighiales, Salicaceae. The transcript has 9 exons. Gene Ontology annotation, biological process: proton motive force-driven mitochondrial ATP synthesis; proton transmembrane transport. Gene Ontology annotation, molecular function: ATP hydrolysis activity; proton-transporting ATP synthase activity, rotational mechanism; ATP binding. Bases 101 to 1780 code for a protein of 559 amino acids. The record is from RefSeq and is a predicted model, not a curated record.